Molecule: messenger RNA, 1967 nt
Organism: Siniperca chuatsi (mandarin fish)
Lineage: Eukaryota; Metazoa; Chordata; Actinopteri; Centrarchiformes; Sinipercidae
Gene: mkrn4
Product: makorin, ring finger protein, 4
Exons: 8
Coding region: 97-1230 (377 amino acids)
Biological process (GO): protein polyubiquitination
Molecular function (GO): metal ion binding; ubiquitin protein ligase activity
Source: RefSeq, a predicted model, not a curated record
AUGGAUGGACGUACAAACGUCAACGUCACGUUUCUAUUGGUUCGUUGCUAAGUUGAUUGGUGAAAGGAACCGGCUGUCAACUAUUUAGAUAGUGGGAUGGAGGUUGCUUGGCGGCAUGCUCAAAACACACGGAGGAUGGACUCGGUUCGUAGUGGAAAUAUCUGUAGGCGUUUCCUAAAUGGCUCUUGCAGAUUUGGUCCGAGGUGUAAUUAUCGACAUGAAUGGCCAGUUACACCAUCAGCCCAAAUAUGUAGGUACUUUCAGAAAGGUGGAUGCUGGUAUGGUGAACGCUGCAGGUACCUCCAUGUCCUUCAACCUGAAGUUGAUGCCGCUGUUGCAGGUAGAAGAGGUUCAAUGCCUACCGUCUCCUCCUCCAGUGUGGCUUACGCUCCACCUGACAGAAGAGGGUCAGAGCCUGCUCUUCUGCAGGCCGAAGUGACGUUCAGGCAGGAAUGCAGCAGAUCAGAGUUAAUGGUUAAUGUCUCUAAUCCUCAACGCCAUAUUGGGCGCCUAACAGCAGAUAUUGCUGAGGAACAAUCGCAAGAUACUGGCUCUCAUCUAACUGCUUCUUGGGAAUUGGCCCAGAAUUCAGAAGUUACUCAAGCAUGUGCAUGUGAUGGAAGAAAUAAGCAGGAGACUUCUUCCAAUGAGAUGACAGAGGAUGGUGGUGCUGCUGCGGCCUCGAGUACCCAGGGCGAAGUACAGGAAAUGGAGGCCUUCCUCCAGAGUAAAAAUGUGACCUGUGGCAUCUGCAUGGACAAGGUGUAUGAAAAGACAGAUCCAAGAAACCAUGUCUUUGGAAUUUUGCCCAACUGCUGUCACUCCUUCUGUUUACAAUGCAUCAUGACCUGGAGGAAAACAAAAGACCUUGGGCCGGACGUGGUAAAGAGCUGCCCGCAGUGCAGAGCGAGGUCUGCCUUCUAUGUGCCUAACAAAUACUGGGUUGAAGGACAAGCAAAGGAAAGAGUAAUUGCUGCCUUCAAAGAGAAAUUCAGUAAGAAAAGCUGCAGUUACUAUACGCGGUACAGAUGCUGCCCCUUCAAAACGGAGUGCCUUUAUCGGCAUGACAAACAUGCACGUCGCAGGUCAUUUCCGUAUCCUGAAGAUGAAGAGGACUACGAUGGCGUAGAUCUGCUUAAUCUUUUCAUAGCCAUGACCCUUCUCGGUGGUGACGAUGAUGACGACGACAAUGACUUUCCUUUUUACCUGUCUGAGGAGUAUGGUUUCUGAGCUUUUUCAUUCUUUUUGUCAGUGCCUGAAACCACUGAAUGGGGUCUUUAAUUAUAAAAAUGGCCCUAGAAGAACACAUGGCUGUGUUUUGACCCUUCUGUCAGUAUUGAAACAUCUUUAGUAGCCAUGUUCAAGAUCAGGGAUAUCAACCGUGCACCAUGGAGGGCCAAAUGUGUUAAGUUUUCAAUUACAGUCAGACUACAGCAGGUAAUUUUACAGACUAGCACUCCAGCCAAAGAGGAACUAACCUGUGAAGUCACCUGCUACAGUCUGUUCGGGAAUGAGACCUUGUACAUUUGGCUCUCCACAGCACAUGGUUUGUUGCCCCUGCUGUAGAAGUAAGCACCCCAGAUGGGACACAGCUUUAAUCUCUCAUGACGUUGUGGUUAAUCUGUGGACUUCUAGUUUGGAUUUAUUUCACCCUGCUGUGGCCAUAGUGCUUCAAACAUGUUGCAGAUUGUUAAUUUUGAGUGCUCACUUCUGUCCUAGCAAUUUGCACCAUUUUGAUAUUUUAAAGUGUUGUGUGGAUGGUAAUUUUUAAUUGUCUAUAGAUAAAAAGUAUCCUGUACCCCUUCUUGCUAAUGUCCACCACUGAUGGAUACCUGUCUCAAGUGAGUCAUGACAACCUUUUUCCUAGUUUUGGCAAGAACAUUAAAUGUUAAGAUUUUAUUUCUUUUAAACAAGUUGUACUUGUACACAGAAAAUAAACAUUGCUUCACACAUUGUCUCACUGAAAA